UUCAGUAUCAGACGACUUAAAAAAAAAUCAAACACGCGAACGAAGUUCUGCUACCAGCAGUACCAGCACAGUUUUUAUCUUGUAGAGAACUACAAAUAUCAUGGCGCCUAAGGGUAAAGUAGCAACGAAAGGUCAGAAACAGAUUGCAGAGGAGAACAAACAAACGCUGAUCUAUUACCGUAACAUCAUGUUUGGGGCAAGUGCUGCGUAUGUCGUCGUUCGUCUUCUAUGGUGGCUAGAAUCCUUUACGUGGCUACACUGGCUGUUGUUGAUAUUUGCAUCUUCUGUGUACUUCGGCUGUUACCAGUUUAUGGCCUUCAUGGCCAAGGCUAAAUACUCAUCAACAGGCUCAGUAGUGGACGGAGGUGUAGACCUAAACAUGGAGAAUGGCAUGGCUGAGCAUGUGAAAGAUAUUCUACUCGUUACGGCAGUCAUCCAAGUGCUAAGUAUCAUGACAGACUACUUUUGGCUCCUCUGGCUGGUUAUUCCAGGCCGAGCUUUUUACCUUCUCUGGACAACUAUUCUUGCUCCGUGGUUUUUUGCUCCUGCUGCGGAGGUCGACGAUAAGAAACAAAAGAAAAUGGAACGCAAAAUGCAGAGAAGAUGAUAAAUUGUUCGUUUUUAAUUUCAGUUUAUUAUUUCAAAAAUGUCUCCAGAUGUUGUAUGGCUCAUUCAUGUGUUAGUGUGAAAAUAUUAAUAUAAUAAUCUUAAAAAAAGUUUUUAUAUUGCAUCUAUGGGUGUAUCAAAGCGCUUAUAUUAAGCGCAAAGGUAUUAGAAAUGCUGGGGCUUUAUUACAUAGUGUCUGGUAAAGGUUGACCGUUGUGGUGCAGUUAGCAACAAGCCAUCGUUGGGGUGAGCCUCUCUUGACAUCAAAGUCGGGUCAUAUAAGUUUGUUUAUACUCGGGCCCCUUGAGUACCUUGUUUGGUAGAUACGUGCGCUAUAUGAGACUUUGAUAUUAUAUAUAAUAAUGUGAAACACUACACAUAAAGUGAACCUAUUCUUUCUGGAGGACGAAUCAUAAAUUGUGGUGACAUUACCUUCGGAUUGGAGCUUUGGGUUGUAAAAGGGUUUAUUUUGAGAUGAAUUAUUGUUUACAAAACAAUAGAAUACAUGUAUAAUGAUUCAAACAAAUGUCUCUCAAAAUAAUUUUUAUGUGGUUUUCCUUUUACUUCAUAAACUAACACAAUCCGCCACUGUAGUAACACAUUUUCGACUACACAACUUUACGGACCUUGUACAUAGGUCAUGCAAUAAAAGGAAGAAAAUAUACCACGUCAGCAGGAAUGGUAUAGUGAUUAGAGGCUUGGGGCGGCUUGGAGCCCGUGUCGCAUGCAAUUAUGUCCUCUAUGCAAUACUAUUCGGAGGACUGUCCGCUGCAUAAUGCAAUUAUGUCCGC
Molecule: messenger RNA, 1397 nt
Organism: Asterias rubens (European starfish)
Lineage: Eukaryota; Metazoa; Echinodermata; Asteroidea; Forcipulatida; Asteriidae
Product: transmembrane protein 208-like
Exons: 4
Coding region: 101-607 (168 amino acids)
Biological process (GO): vacuolar protein processing
Cellular component (GO): intracellular membrane-bounded organelle
Source: RefSeq, a predicted model, not a curated record